Paraglomus brasilianum is the source of this 731-nucleotide messenger RNA. Lineage: Eukaryota; Fungi; Glomeromycota; Glomeromycetes; Paraglomerales; Paraglomeraceae. The record is from the annotation of a GenBank genome assembly.
GGUCAAGUGCUGGAUAUGAUCGUCAUAUAACCAUUUUCUCUCCAGAGGGCCGACUGUAUCAAGUCGAGUAUGCCUUCAAAGCAAUAUCCAAUUCUGGAAUGACAUCCGUUGGGGUUCGUGGAAAAGAUUCCGUUAUAAUCGUAACUCAGAAGAAGAUUCCGGACAAGUUGCUUGAUCCAUCAACGGUGACUCAUAUUUUUCGACUGACACCAUAUGUUGGGUGUGUUAUGACAGGCAUGAUUGCUGAUGCGCGUGCUCAAGUCUCCCGAGCACGCAGUGAAGCGGCUGAAUUUCGUUACAAGAAUGGCUACGAGAUGCCCACAGACAUGCUCGCUAAACGUGUUGCAAAUAUUAACCAAGUAUAUACGCAGCACGCUGCAAUGAGACCACUGGGUGUCUCAAUGAUUUUAAUCGGAUACGAUGACGAACGUGGUCCGCAACUAUUCAAGUGCGACCCUGCUGGCUAUUAUGUUGGAUGUAAAGCCACCGCUGCAGGUGCUAAAAAACAAGAAGCCUUGAAUCAUUUAGAGAAGAAGCUGAAAAAGGAUCCCCAAUUAGGCACCGAAGAAACUAUAGAGUUGGCUAUCACGACGUUGUCAUCUAUACUCUCAGCUGACUUCAAAGCAACUGAGAUUGAGAUUGGUAUUGUCACAGUAGAAGAUCGAAAGUUCCGGACGUUGUCUACUGCAGAAAUUGAAGAUCAUCUGCAACGUAUUGUCGAGAAGGAUUAA